AUGAAAGUUUUUAAGGUAUUAGAACAUUUUGAAGUUACUCUAAACCGUCAUUUUGAUGCAAUUAACCUUUCACGUGAAGACAAUAUAGCAUUUAUUUAUGAAAGACUUGCUGAUUAUGGGCAAUUUAUGUCGAGGGAGAAUUUUCAAAUAUUUUUGAAUAAUCUUGGCUUUCAAAUGAAUCAUGACGGAUUUCCUAUUCGUCGGCAUUUAGAGGAUGCAGAAAUUCAAUAUUUUAUACGAGAGCUCAGAAAUCCUACACAACACGAAAGGAAUUUAUUUAUUUUGUAUCAGUUGUUUACAUUAACUCGGAGACUUGUACAGAUGUUUGUCUACGAUGGUUUUGCUGCAAGUUACUUGAAUUUUUUUGCAGAAUCAGAGUAAUAUUGUUUUUAAAUAAUAAAGGAGUUAUUAGAAUUAAGGAUUUUUUAAACAA
This is a messenger RNA of Meloidogyne enterolobii, 433 nucleotides long. Lineage: Eukaryota; Metazoa; Nematoda; Chromadorea; Rhabditida; Meloidogynidae. The record is from the annotation of a GenBank genome assembly.